Messenger RNA from Topomyia yanbarensis, 1885 nucleotides. Its product is annotated as sodium-coupled monocarboxylate transporter 1-like. Gene Ontology annotation, cellular component: membrane. Gene Ontology annotation, molecular function: symporter activity. Gene Ontology annotation, biological process: sodium ion transport; transmembrane transport. The record is from RefSeq and is a predicted model, not a curated record. NCBI's taxonomy places the organism in Eukaryota, Metazoa, Arthropoda, Insecta, Diptera, Culicidae. The transcript is spliced from 7 exons. The coding region runs from base 91 to 1866 and encodes 591 amino acids.
UCGCUUUCCCAUUAUUGGUAGACCGACAACAUUCGAUGGUGGGAUGAUUACUUCUCACCUAGUGCUGAAAAUUGAAUUUCGUAAUAUACAAUGAAUUCAAGUAUACUGACCGUUCAAGACGUGUGUCGAUCGCUGCAAGGUUUCGGAUUCGUUGAUUAUCUGGUGUUUUCGGUCAUGCUGCUCAUUUGCAUUGCCAUUGGAAUUUUCUUUGGCUUGAAGGAUCAUAAUCGAAGACAGAAGGGUAGAACGGCUCGAAGGAACUCGGAAGCCCUGGAUUAUUUGGUCGGUGGUCGAAAGCUUAAAACAUUUCCCGUCGCUAUGUCGCUGGUGGCAAGUUGGAUUUCCGGAAUUGCUUUGAUUGGAGCCUCAACGGAGACUUACUUAUAUGGGAUACAAUUUGGUUACAUAUUCAUGGGUAUCAUUUUGAUGGCUUUGAGUAUGAACUUCCUGUUUAUUCCCAUUUUUCACGGCCUGCAAAUUACAUCUGUCUAUGAGUACCUUCAUCUGCGAUUCGAUAAAAGAGUUCGUUUGUUAGGGUCGGUGCUGUUUACUGUAGCAACACUGCUUCAUUUACCAAUUGUGAUUUUUGUUCCCGCGCUUGCGUUUAAUCAAGUUUCAGGCAUUAACGUGCACUUCAUAACGACGGUUGUUUGCACGGUUUGUAUUUUCUACACCGGUGUGGGAGGCAUCAAGGCAGUUAUUUGGACAGACGUACUACAAACGUUCGUGAUGGUAGGAUCGAUAAUACUGAUAAGUUGGAAAGGCACUGUGGACAUCGGCGGACUGGGAGUGCUGAUCGAGCGAAAUUUAGCUAGCGGUAGGAUAGAACCGCCGAAUUUAAGCUUGGACCCUACGGAAAGAGUUACAUUUUGGGGAAUCUUUAUCGGUGGUGGAGUUUUCUGGAUAGCAAAGAAUGCCGUUCACCAGAUGAUGGUCCAAAGAUACCUGUCCUUGCCUACAUUCCGCGAUGCCCAACGGGCAUUGGUUGUGUUUACGAUAGGAAUUAUAUGUUUGCUGUCGAUGUGUUUCUAUAAUGGUCUUUUAAUCUACGCUACAUUUCAUGACUGCGAUCCACUGACCACAAAAUUGGCACAGGCGAAAGACCAAUUGCUGCCGAUUCUGAUGAUGAAAGUUUUUAGUGAUUAUCCAGGCCUGGCAGGAUUGUUCGUUUCCGGAAUAUUCAGUGCCUCGCUUAGCUCUCUUUCGACUGGUCUGAACUCAUUGGCAGCAAUUGUGCUGGAAGAUUUCGUGAAACCUUUUCUUAAAGAAGAAUUAUCUGAGCGUAAAACACGAUAUUUAAUGAGAGGCACGGUAUUUUUCUUUGGUGCAAUAGCGGUAAUACUGGUGUUGGUGGUGGAGAAGCUAGGAACAGUGCUUCAACUGUCAAUGAGUUUGGUGCCUAUCUCACUUGGACCUCUUUUGGGAGUGUUCCUGACAGGAAUGCUGCUGCCGUGGGUCAAUGCAAAGAGCGCCUUAGCAGGAACCAUAAUGGGUCUGCUGGUCAUGAUCUACAUUGUCGUUCGAGCACAAAUAUCAAUUGCAUCCAAGGAGAUUGUCCAUUCAACUAAACCAGUUUCGGUAGAGGGAUGUACUUAUAAAUUCGACAAUGUUACAAAAACGAUGGAUUAUCCAGUCAUAUUUGAGAAAUCGAUUCACCACGUGUCGUUCCUUUACUAUGCAUUGAUUGGAUCUGUCGUUACAUCAAUAGCCGGACUUUUGAGUACCUUAUUCCUAGGACGACAGGAGAUUGAGGAUCUCGAUCCUCUGCUUGUCGCACCGUUCUUGAGAAAGUUCUUCUUCCGAAAGCAAAUAAACGACAAAAUUGGAGUUGUUCAUCGUUUCGAAGAUGCUGACACGACACUGUAAUUUGGACGUCAUUAAUAAA